Bipolaris oryzae ATCC 44560 is the source of this 294-nucleotide messenger RNA. RefSeq lists its product as uncharacterized. The record is from RefSeq and is a predicted model, not a curated record. Bases 1 to 294 code for a protein of 97 amino acids. The transcript has a single exon. NCBI's taxonomy places the organism in Eukaryota, Fungi, Ascomycota, Dothideomycetes, Pleosporales, Pleosporaceae.
AUGGAUCCGAGACGCGGACUCUACAACGAUGAGGGUAGCCGUGAAGCCCAGAUUGCACUUUCUGCUCUUGCACACACGCUACACAUGAAUCCGCUAGUACUCAAAAUUGCUCUUUCUAAUGCUUUCGAUCUGCUGGAAACCACUGGCGGCAUUCCAACGCUCGCACUGCAUCUAAGCUUCAAUCGGCUGAACUUCUAUAUCGACGGCAACACUCUGGAAAGGAUCAUCGCUGCUUUCCGCGGUGCGUUUUCAUUCAUGCUCAGUGACAAGAAGGGUGAGUCGAACAGGAAGUGA